Molecule: messenger RNA, 1416 nt
Organism: Hevea brasiliensis (rubber tree)
Lineage: Eukaryota; Viridiplantae; Streptophyta; Magnoliopsida; Malpighiales; Euphorbiaceae
Exons: 2
Coding region: 1-1416 (471 amino acids)
Molecular function (GO): nucleic acid binding; zinc ion binding
Source: RefSeq, a predicted model, not a curated record
AUGGCAACCCUCAAUGCACAAGAAGGUCAAUCGGUGGUAAGACCUCCUUUCUUUGAUGGUAAUGACUUCUUGUAUUGGAAAAAAAAGAUGUAUUAUUUCCUUAAAUCAGAAGGGGUUGACUUGUGGGAUGUUGUAAAAAAUGGGCCAUUCACCCCAACAAAAAUUGUGGAUGGUGUGCAUGCAGCUAAGCCUAAGGGUGAAUGGAGUGAGCAAGAGAAAAGAAGAGUGGCUUUAAAUGAUAAGGCUAUUCAUGUUCUAUUUUGUGCAUUAAGUAGAAGUGAAUAUAAUAAAGUGUGUAUGAAGUCUACUACAAAAGAAAUUUGGGAUGCCUUGGUGGUUACUCACGAGGGUACUAUUCAAGUAAAGGAGAAUAAGAUCGAUUCCCUCAUCUAUAAAUAUGAAUUGUUCAAGAUGAAGUCGGAUAAAACCAUAAGUGAGAUGUAUGAUAGAUUUGUGGAGAUUAUAGGAGGAAUUAAAUCCCUUGGAAAGACAUUCACAAAUGAGGAGCUAGUAAAGAAGAUUUUAAGAAGUCUUCCUAAGGAGUGGCUAUCCAAAGUAACUUCACUAAAGGAUUCCAAGGACUUGAGCAAGGUACAACUUGAUGAGCUCUUAGGAAAUCUCAUUGACUAUAAGAUGAAUCUCAAAAGAGAGCAAGUGGAGGAACUUAACAAAGCCAAAAAGACCAUUGCCUUUAAAGUAUCUUCUGAAAACUCAAGUGAUGAAGAUGAUGAGUUUGAUGAGGAAGAAUUAGCUCUAGUGACAAGGAGAAUAAGGAAGAUGCUAUUCCAAAACAAGAAGUUAAUCCUGAAGAGGAUCUUCAAGAAGGAUAAGGGUGAAAGUAGCAAGAGGGAUCCUCCCAUAUGCUUUGAAUGCAAUAAGCCAGGUCACAUUAGAAUGGAUUGUCCCAAAUUGAAGAAGACUUUCAAGAAGUUCAAGAAGAAAGCACUUAAAGCAACAUGGGAUGAAUCAAGUGACUCCGAAGAUGAGGAGAUUGGUGAUCAAGUUGCCCAAAUGUGCUUCAUGGCAGUGGAGGAAAGCUCCAAUGAGGUAACUUUAAAUGAUGAUGAUGUUGAAUUUUCUUAUAAAGAACUAGUUAAUGCAAUUAAAGUUAUGAAUGAUGAACUUGAGUUGAGUCAUAAGAAAAACAAGCUCUUGAAAAAGGAAGUAGUUUGGAAGGACAAACUUGAUACAAUUUUGGACUCUCAAAGGUCUCCUAGCAUCAAGUAUGGACUUGGCUAUAAUAAAUUUGCCCAAGUACCUCCUUCCAAGACCAUCUUUGUUAAAGCAUCUAGUUCUAAUGAGCCUAGUCCCCAAGUACAUAGUCUAAAGGUGUCCAAUCCUAAAGGACAAGAGCCAAAGAAAUCUUGUGGUAAUGAAACUAGAAAGACUUCAUUUCAUCAACAUGCUUCUAGAUAA